Molecule: messenger RNA, 1560 nt
Organism: Trichobilharzia regenti
Lineage: Eukaryota; Metazoa; Platyhelminthes; Trematoda; Strigeidida; Schistosomatidae
Source: the annotation of a GenBank genome assembly
AUGCUUUUGUUAGUCGCAAUUUGGUUAAUUACAUGUUUGGUUGUUCCACCGUUGCAUGGAAAUACAUGUGUGUGUGAUAUUAGGCCCAUGAUUUGUGAAAAGUUUUGUCAAUGCGAUCCCGGUUGUUCCAUUGAAGAUUGGAAGUCUUUUAAUAACUCUCAUUCAAAGGAAAAGGGAAGAUGGUGUAUCCCAAAGGUGCUCUACUUUUCAUCAUCAACUACUUAUAUAAAAAGUCAAGAGAAUGAAAACCUGUGUUUUUCUGAUGAUGCUUUUGUGAAACAAAAUUUCUUCAAUGCAAAAUAUGACACGUCGAAAUUACAGUGGAAGUCUAUUUACACAAAUACUUUGAACUUUUGGAAUGCUUGCACUGAAACUAGCCUAUGCGUGCUUUAUAAAAGCAAUAUGCUUGGACGUUUUACUAUUCCUAGUGAUCAGGGAUGUCUGAUAUCAGCCAGUCCAAGAUUCUUAAGUAAUACAACAACGAAAUGCAAUCGAAUGUUAAAUUUAACAGAUGGUGGUACAAGCUGUGCACAACUGCCGAAUAUUUUAACCUAUACCGAUCAAUUACAAUUCAUUCGACUACCUAUAUCAAAGUUUACUGAAAGUGGAGUUUAUAAUAUCGAAGCUAUUACAGCGAGUCAGAGUAUAAAAUCAAUUGUUUCAAUAACUUGUAAAGACUCCAAUGAUUCUAUAAUCUCCUGUCAAAAAUCUUUACCGGUUUUUGAUACAAACACACGUACAUGUAAAAAUGUCAUAACUGGCGUCACAUAUAAAUUUGCAUAUAAUGAAAAUGGUUUAACAGAGGCCUCCGUAGAAUUUAAAUUUUCAAAUGUAGUGACUGAAGUAUUCGACGAAUCAUACACUGUCCAGUUUGUUGAAGGAAACAAUGUGAUUAAUCAAAGUGCUUUAGUUCAACCAUUAUUCACUGAUUAUCGUAGUGGAUCUCCAGGUUAUCUAAAGAAUUAUCCAAUUCGAGCGGCUUAUGCACAAACUGAUACUUCGAAAUCUCAAAUAAUUAUGUCAACCUAUCCGUCGAAUCCUUCAAUUUAUCCUAAUCUGAAUAAUGAAAUUAAUUUUGGUUGGUGGCCAAUACCAAACUCUGGUGAUUGUGAAGAACAGCCAAAGUUGACAGGUCGAAUUAAAACAAUAUUAUUCGGACAGGAUACGUAUAGUUCAUGUGUACUUAGAUUAAAAUCAUUUGUUGGAAAUCCUAUAAACUGUACAACUCUUGAAACACAGAUCAAAUCAAUAUUAAAUUAUGGUCAAACACCGAUUACUCAUGUCGGAGUUUGGGAAGCCAACAAUAUCAAUUUAAUUAAUGGAACAAAAUCAUGGGCAUGUCAAAAUGUUAUAACCGGUCAGACGAUACAUAUUUUUUAUGCUAGAAAAGGUGCGUUAUAUAGUUUACAGAACAGUAUUAUUUCAGUACAAAGAAUAUACAAACGAGGAACUAUCUCGUACAUAUGUCAAGGUUAUUCGUGUGUAGAUGUGAAUAGGAAUCCGGAACAACAAUUUUUCCUUACUACAAAUAUCAGAUUUUUUGAUAUAACUUCAAAAUGA